Pocillopora damicornis (cauliflower coral) is the source of this 1216-nucleotide messenger RNA. RefSeq lists its product as uncharacterized. Lineage: Eukaryota; Metazoa; Cnidaria; Anthozoa; Scleractinia; Pocilloporidae. The record is from RefSeq and is a predicted model, not a curated record.
AUGUACUAUGUAACCUUUGGCGAAAUUCUUGGACAUGAUAUGUAUGGAGAGCAAGUUUGGAAGGACUAUGUACCAGAGUGGUGUACGGUGAAAGGCCGAUCGUUUUUGUCCAAACACCUCUCGAGUUUGGAUGAAUGUAGAAAGCUUUGCAUUAUGAUGAAUCCUAAAUGUAAUGCUGUGGAAUGGUGGCAACAAUUUGGAGGAAUCUGCUAUGAAUGUACAAAGCCUUACUUGAAAUGUCCAUACCAUAAUCUAGGAAGCCUGGUUUAUCCUCCUCACGUCUUCAUUAAGGAAAACAAAUCUGAUAUUUAUGAUUGUGCUAAGUUUCCUUGUAAGAAUGGUGGUACUUGUAAAAAUACUCCUUGGAGUUACCAGUGCACGUGUAAACUUGGUUAUACAGGCAAGAACUGCGAGACAGAUAUCGAUGAAUGUGUUGGAUCUCCCUGCAAAAACGGUGCUACUUGUCAGAAUAUUCCCGGAAGUCACAAAUGUAACUGUAAACCCGGAUUUACAGGCAGAGACUGCGGAAAAGAUAUAGACGAGUGUGAUAAGUCUCCGUGUCAAAACGAUGCCUUGUGUCAAAAUCUUCUUGGAAGUUACCGAUGCAAGUGUAAAUCCGGAUACACUGGACGAAACUGUGAAAUAGAUAUCAAUGAAUGUGCUAAGUCCCCUUGUAAGAACGGUGCUACUUGUCAAAAUCUCCCUGGAUGUUACCGAUGCACGUGUAAAUCUGGAUAUACAGACAGGAACUGUCAGACAGAUAUAGACGAGUGUGCUGAAUCUCUGUGUCAAAACAAUGCCUUGUGUCAAAACCUUCCUGGAAGUUACCGAUGCAAGUGUAAAUCCGGGUAUACUGGACGAAACUGUGAAAAAGAUAUUAACGAGUGUGCUGUAUCUCCUUGUAAAAACGGCGCUACAUGUCGAAAUUUGCCCGGGAGUUACCUGUGCAUUUGUAAAGCAGGUUUUACAGGAAGGAACUGCAACACAGAUAUCAAUGAGUGUGCUAAAUCCCCUUGUAAGAACGGUGCUACUUGUCAAAAUCUCCCUGGAUGUUACCAAUGCGCGUGUAAGUCUGGAUAUACUGGACGAAACUGUGAAACUGAUAUUGAUGAAUGUGUUGGAUCUCCAUGCAAAAAUGGUGCUACUUGUCAAAAUAUUCCCGGAAGUCACAAAUGUAACUGUAAACCCGGAUUUACAGGCAGAGACUGCGAAAAAG